Equus caballus (horse) is the source of this 2140-nucleotide messenger RNA. It is a transcript of the gene ARMC6, whose product is annotated as armadillo repeat containing 6. Gene Ontology annotation, biological process: hematopoietic progenitor cell differentiation. Gene Ontology annotation, molecular function: protein binding. The record is from RefSeq and is a predicted model, not a curated record. Lineage: Eukaryota; Metazoa; Chordata; Mammalia; Perissodactyla; Equidae.
GUUCGCCCUGCUGUGGGAAGGCCGAGGCAAGGCGGAGCCAGCGCGUCUGCGCGGGUACGGCAGCCGGAAGGGACCAGAGGCGGUGCCGCCGGUGACAGCCCCGAGCCCCACCCUUUCCCCACGUGGCCGCGGAGACCGGCUCUAGAGCGUCUGCUGGGCAGCUGCGGCCCCACGCAGAAGGGCGGGAGAUGGCCUCCAAGCGCAUCACCCAGGAGACCUUCGAUGCGGCUGUUCUUGAGAACAUUGAGGAGUUUGAGAUGGGAUCGGAGGAGGCAGUGAAAGAGGCCGUGGAGCAGUUUGAAUCCCAAGGGGUUGAUCUGAGCAACAUUGUAAAGAUGGCGCCCAGAGUCUCUGCAGAUGGACCCCAGGAGCCCACACACGACAUCCUGCAGGCCCUGGACAACCUCCAGGAGUCCGUGGCCCACUCUGGCCCUCAGGAGGUGUCAGCGCACCUUGCCCGCUUUUGUGAGCAGUGCAAGCAGCAGAAGGCCUGCCGCUUCCUGGCAGCCCAGAAGGGGGCCUACCCCAUCCUCCUUGCUACCUGGAAGCUGGCUGCAGUGGGUGACCAGGGCCUCCUGCUCCAGGCCCUCAAUGCUCUGUCAGCCCUGACCGAUGGCCAGCCUGACCUCCUGGAUGCCCAGGGCCUGCAGUUGCUUGUGGCCACGCUGGCCCAGAAUGCUGAUGUGGCUGAUCUGACCUGCUCUGGGAUCCGCUGCGUGCGCCAUGCCUGCCUGAAGCACGAGCAGAAUCGGCAGAGCCUGGUGAAGGCUGGCGUGCUGCCCCUGCUGACUGGUGCCAUUGUCCGGCACAGCCACUGUGCCGAUGUGGUCAAGGAGGCCUGCUGGGCCCUCCGCAUCAUGACCUUUGAUGAUGACAUCCGUGUGCCCUUUGGCCACGCCCAUGACCACGCCAAGAUGAUUGUGCAGGAGAAUGGAGGCUUGAAGGUGCUCAUUGAGGCCGCCAAAGCAUUCCCUGACAACCCCAGCGUGCUGAGCGAGCUCUGCAGCACCCUGUCCCGCCUGGCCGUGCGCAACGAGUUCUGCCAGAUGGUCGUCGACCUCGGGGGCCUCAGUGUCCUAGUGGCCCUGCUGGCUGACCGCAGCAACCACCAGGACCUUGUGAAGCAAGUGCUGAGCGCCCUGCGGGCCAUCGCGGGCAAUGAUGAUGUGAAGGAUGCCAUUGUCCGUGCUGGUGGGACGGAGUCCAUCGUGGCUGCCAUGACUCAGCACUUGGCCAGCCCCCAGGUGUGUGAGCAGAGCUGCGCGGCCCUGUGUGUCCUGGCUCUGCGCAAGCCAGAGAACAGCCGGGUCAUCGUGGAGGGCGGCGGGGCCCUGGCUGCACUGGAGGCCAUGAAGGCACACCCACAGGAGGCUGGCGUGCAGAAACAGGCCUGCAUGCUGAUUCGUAACCUGGUGGCCCGCAGCCAGGCCUUCUCACAGCCCCUCCUGGACCUGGGGGCUGAGGCGCUCAUCUCGCAGGCCCGUGCCACUCACCGAGACUGUGAGGAUGUGGCCAAGGCCGCCCUGCGGGACCUGGGCUGCCAUGUCGAGCUCCGAGAGCUGUGGACCGGCCAGAAGGGCAACCUGGCACCAUGACCCCAGGCUCAGUCUGGGCUGUGACUCUGGGUGAGCCGUGUGACUCAGGAAGUGAGGGGAGAGCCAUGCCUGCUGCUCUGCACUCCAGAUUCCUUCCUCCGCAAGAGGUAUUUUCUGAUGGGCCCCAGGUACAGAAUAGGGGGUAAGUGGGGGCAUCGGUGAGGCAUCUGCACAGCAGAAAGCAGUUCUGGGUCCCGGCCUCCUCUCCUCCUGCUCCCCUCACCAGCUGACAGCGUUGGCAUCAUUCAUCCUGCCUCCCCCAGGUCCUUUCCUGCCAGAAGGGCCUUCUCAGCACUGCUUGGGGGUGAAGGACAGUCUGAAAUGUGGGAGCCAUCCUGGCCAGUCUCAGAGCAGGACAGGGAUCCCACUUCUGUUCCUGCAAGUCCAUUCUCACUCCUGCUCCUGUUUUUCUCACCUAUAAAAUGGCUCACAGAUGCCUUGCUUUGCUGGCCAGAGGCCGGAGAUUGAGGGUCGUCCAUCUCUGGGGGUCCCCAGCCAGCCAGUGGUGCCCAGUAAUAAAGGACCAGACUGUUGGUUGAACGACA